Molecule: messenger RNA, 3503 nt
Organism: Drosophila subobscura
Lineage: Eukaryota; Metazoa; Arthropoda; Insecta; Diptera; Drosophilidae
Gene: NK7.1
Product: mucin-5AC
Exons: 6
Coding region: 717-2966 (749 amino acids)
Biological process (GO): regulation of transcription by RNA polymerase II; cell differentiation
Cellular component (GO): nucleus
Molecular function (GO): DNA-binding transcription factor activity, RNA polymerase II-specific; RNA polymerase II cis-regulatory region sequence-specific DNA binding
Source: RefSeq, a predicted model, not a curated record
UCAACGUUUGUCGUUGUCGUUGUCGUUUUUCGUGCUUUAUAGCGCUCACACUCAGAAGUCGUUCAGAAUCGUUGCCAUCGUGGUCGUGGUCGGUUUCGGUAUCGGAUUGUGUGCGUUCUGGCCUGGUCUCUGGUCUGGCUCUUGCUCUGCCUCUACGUUACGCUCGAUUCCGUUCGGUUUCGCUACAGAUUCGGUUCUGGGCUCUGUUUUGGUUUAGCUGCCGAACGCCGCGCCGCGUACACCGCCGGUAUAAAAACCGUUUAGGGGAGAGAAUCCAAAUGCCCAAAGCGAAAACCCGGUAAACCCCGUUGACCGGGGGUCCAAAAAGUCAAAUUCAAUUUACGCGCCGGGCUUAUUAUACUACACCAGAAGCCGAAGAGCCCAAUGCCAUACCACACAAAAGCCAUCAACAAAAAGUGAACCAAAAAAAAGUAAAGGAUAUCAAGGAAUAGAGGAAAAAAAACCGAAAUGAAAACAACUCAAGCAAAAUAAAAAGCGGAAUAUAAAAAACAACAACACAGAAGGUGACCUUUGGAAAAACCCGACAAGAGGCCAAGAGGCCUCCCCCCAACCAACCAACAACUAUAAAUAGCUAUAAAGAAAACCAAAAACGUUCAAAAGAGCAAGUGAAAAUCAUUUAAUUGGAUUUCCAUUCACCUUGAACCCCCCAACGGGUACUGCCCGCGUGGCCCACUCACAGGUAAGUUUUGGCCUAAAUGAUGCCCGAAACUGAACGCGAUUCGCAGUUGGUGGCAGCUGAAAUGGUAAGCGGUGCCCUGGGGCAUGGUUAUGGCAUAGUCAAGGAACAGCAGCAGCAUCAUCAUCAUCAUCCCAGCCAUCCGCAUCAGCUUCAAAUGCAGCUCCAGCAUCAGCAGCAACUGCAGCACAACUCCACAGCCGAUCUCUACAAGAUGGCCACCAGCACCUAUGUGUACAGCAAUCCUCUGACCAUACCACCCACAUCCGUGUCCUCGAUGGUCAGUCCGAGCAGCAAGGAGAAGCUCGUCAAUCUGCUGCGCGUGCGCGACAACAACAAUUGCCAUCAGAACAUGGGCAGCCCGAUCUCCGCCAGCACACCCAACAGCUGCAGUCCACCAACCACAUUUCUACAGAAGCAACUGGAGGCGACACCCGCCAGACCCAGCUCAGUGCUGCCACAACAGCAACAGACCACCCAACAGCGUCGCUCUGCUGCCACAGCGGCCCCCACCAACUGGCACGCCCAUGUCUAUGCCCGUCCACCCAAUCGUCCCACGCCACACUCCAUAGCCGACAUCCUGGGCAUGGCCGUGGGCGAAAAGUGUGCUUCCGAGAGCGCCUACGAUCCAACAGGUCCUGCCAAGUCGCCCAACACCAUACUGCAGCAGUACCAGGAUCAGGCACCCAUGCGCAGCGCCUCCAUCUCGAUGAGCGAUGCCAGCGAGGAGGACGGCUCUGUCAAUGCCACUGCAAGUGGAGGAGGAGUAGCUGCACCCCCGCCGGUGGGAGUGCCAAGCGUAGCCGCAGUCAACACACCGCUCGAUCAGCCAUUAAAUCUGUGUGUGGCCAAAAAGUCGCGCGAGGCGCACAACAGCUCACCCAUGCCCACAGCCAGCAGCAAGCAGACAGCAACAACACUGCUGGGCAAGACCAAGAAAGAAAACACGGGCAAGCCACCGGCCAAGAAAAAGAAAAAUGCGACGACCAGCAGCAGCAGCAGCGGCACAACGGCAGCAGCAGCAGCCACCACGGUGGCCCUGCCGCCGGACAUCAGCCCCACGGGCAGCAGCGACAGCUUGAUGCGGGACAAGCUGAUGGCCAGCAAUCCACCACAGCAGUUGGCCAGCAAUAACAACAGCAAUAUGGAGACCACCGAAGAUGACUCCGAUUCGGGCUCCAUGGAUGCGCGGCGCAAGAAGAAGGCACGCACCACAUUCACGGGUCGCCAGAUCUUCGAGCUGGAGAAGCAGUUCGAGGUCAAGAAAUAUCUCAGCUCCAGCGAGCGCACCGAAAUGGCCAAGCUGCUGAUAGUCACCGAAACGCAGGUUAAAAUCUGGUUCCAGAAUCGACGCACAAAGUGGAAAAAGCAGGAUAAUGUUACCAACAAUGAGGCCGCGGAGCACAAAUCCACAAAUGCAAAUAAAUCGAGCGGCGGAGCAGAGCAGUCGCCCGCAGCACCAGCAACAACUGGAGGCAGUGGCAGUGGCAGUUCCGCCGUGGAGAGUGCAGGUGCAGGCCCAGCAGCAGCAACCAAAAAGUCUACAAGUGCCCAAGGAGAGAAAACUCGCGGCAACAACAACAACAACAAUUCGGUAUCUUUGGCCAACAACAAUAGCGUUAACAAUGAGAGCAAAUUGCCCAACAAACAGACGAGCGCCAAAGUGAAGAAACAAUUGAAUGCAUUGCUGGAGAAGGCAGCAAAAACAACAAAUUGUGCGCCAAAUCGCAGCGAGAAUGAGAAGGUGGAAAUGCACAAAGCUGGGGAGAAGCGUCACCAUCCAUCCAACAACAAUGUGGGGGAGUCAAAGUUGAUGCAUCAGCGGAUGCACCAGCAUGCCAUACCGCUGACCGUGGAGCCGGCCGCACCCUUGGAGCAGACCGAGAAGCUGGACAUUAAGCUGGAAGAGUCGCCGCAGCAUCGCGAGCUGCAGUUGAGUCUGCAGCGUGCUGCCGCGGCGGCCAAGGCUGCACAGCAGAACGGCUGCAGUCCGACGCCAGCGAAUGCAGCGACGGCGGCGGCGCUGCUCAACGAAAUGGAUUUCGAGAGCAAGUUGGCGGCGUCCAAGAUUUCGAUAGCUUUGGCCAGCAUGGCCAGCAAGCAGCUGAAGCAGGCGGAGGCGGCUGAGGCCAGCAAGCAGUUGAAGCAGUUCGAGGCCGAGGCCAGCAAGCACGAGUCUGAGGAGGAUGAGGAGACGUCCACCGAGCAUGGUGACUCCACAGAGGCGCACGACUCGCAAGAUCAGGAUGUGUCGAUGCGCGAGAACUAAGCUACGGAAACAGUCAAAUUUUAAUCUGUGCCAAAAAGUCGAAUAUUGCUCACACACAAACACACACACACACACCCCACACACACACAUUUACUAUAUAUAAAUAAUUGUAAUUGUAAUUGUAAACUAUAAAUAUAAUUUACUUAACACGUAACACGAUUGUAACGCUGUUUGUCACCCCCUAGGCGUGUGUAUUUAAUUUGUAAUUUAUUUUGUAUGCUUAAGCGAUUUCAAAUGUAAAUGUUGCCAUUAGAAAUGCAUUUAUGUAAAUGUUUAAUGGGAGCCACUACGUAAAUGUAAUUUGAAACUUUCGAAAAUUUCAUGUGAUAAUGUAUACGAAGGAUAAAGGAUAAAGAGAGCGGAAGAGAGUUAAUGCCCGGCGGCAAAACCCAAUUACAAAUUGCAAAAAAUUGAUUUUACUACUUGAACUAUGAACUAUAAACUAUAUAAAUGUAGAUCUAAGCUAUGCUACCCUGUAAAUUGAACAUAUUUAUUGAGUGUUUGUACAAAAAAACAAAACAAAAACAAAGCAAAAAA